This is a messenger RNA of Ascochyta rabiei, 1527 nucleotides long. RefSeq lists its product as uncharacterized. The transcript is spliced from 2 exons. NCBI's taxonomy places the organism in Eukaryota, Fungi, Ascomycota, Dothideomycetes, Pleosporales, Didymellaceae. The record is from RefSeq and is a predicted model, not a curated record. The coding region runs from base 1 to 1527 and encodes 508 amino acids.
AUGCUUAAAUCCAGAUGGGCGCCCCAGGGUGAAGAGGAAGCGCCGAAGCCUGCAAAGGCCCAAGCAGCAACAGAAGCAACAGCGCCUGCGCAGACUACCACAGCACCACCUGCGGUCAACGUGUCUUACGAAUCGACGUACGACACCCCCUCCAUAGACCCUUUCGCCCAGACUGCGGGCACCGACGACCUCUUCUUCGAUGACGACAUCACGCCAAUCUCCCAGCCUGUUGUAGAGCAGAGCAGCACCCUCGGCGCAGAGGCCCCGGAAUUCAUCCCUGCGCUUGAAGAGGCUGCACCACCGACUGCGCCGCAAGCACACCUUGCACCAAGAGCACCACGCGAACCCAGAAAUGCCGACCGCGGAGGCCGGGGACGGGGCCGUGGGCGCGGGGAAGGACGCGGUCGAGGUGAAGGACGUGGCCGAGGAAGAGGAGGCCGUGGGCGCGGCGGUCCAGUGGGCGACAUUCGUCUCGAGGAGCAGGCAGUUAAAGACGCAGAAGCAGCCAGAGAAGCCUCGCCCGCGCCCGAGCCUACAACUGCAGCUGCAGCCACAACAACAGAAAACAACGAGGCCCCCGCCGACGCGCCCACGGGCCCCUCCGCACCAACCACCGCCUCUGUCCGCGGCGACCGCACCUUGACCGGAGGCUCAAAGCGCACACGCCUCACCGAAGCCCAACUCAGUGCCAAGCUAGCCUCAAUGCGCAGCAAGAACGCCGCGCUAGCAAACGCCCACGCGCGCGCCGAGGCCGAUGCAACGGCCUUCGAAGCCCGCGAAGCUGUGCUCAAGCAGCAAGACGCCGAGCGUAAGAAGCUGGCUGCCGAGAAGCAGAAAGCCGAGCGCAAAGACCGGCAGCAGAUGAUGGGUGAGCGGGAGAAGAACAGACAGAGGAAGCUGAACGCGCAGGGUGGGCGAGAGUGGGAUAUCGAGAAAGAGGACGGAUUCGACGGGACAGGAGAGGAACGCCGAAGAGGCGCAGCGCGCGGAGCCUACGGCGGGGUCUCUGCCCCGAGAGCCGCUCCGGAAGGGCCAAGAGAACUGUUCGAUGACGGCGGCGAUUCCACAUCCCAGCGCGGCCGUGGACGAGGGCGAGGCGGGCGCGGCGGACGAGGAGGCCGAAGCGAUCUCCACGAGAGCCGGGCUCAGGAACCUCACGCCCACCGUGGAGGCAACAAGCAAACCUCCCAGCAACCCCCCACAAAUGCAGACUUCCCAGAGCUACCCUCUGGUCCCAAAUCAGCACCCAGCACCACCGCCGACGCGCCCAAGAUCAAGGAGUUCUCCAUCAAAGGCAAGGGCGACAACAAGAACGAAGAUAUCCGCAAGUUGGAGCCCGAGCUCAGGAGCGAAGUCGAGCCAGCAGCGUCAGCACCAGCAUCAGCACCAGCACCAGCAUCGGCAUCAGCAUCAGCGGCGUCGGAGAAGAAGGCGGAGGAGCCAGCCCCACGACCGAGUGUUAAAAAGGUGGAAUCGUUUGGGCUGGAGCCGAUGAAGAAGGGUCAGAGCUGGGCGGACGACGAGUAG